UUCACAUGCAGAUUAAACACAUCUGAGCGCGGUGCAUGGCGUGUCCUCACAUUCUGCACCGAUGCAAUGGAUCGUCUUUAAGAGUCCUCCAGUGCUGUUUAAAUAAGUUUUAAAGGGAUUUGCAUGGCUGAAGGUUGAUGUGGGCAUCAUGCACACUGAUGUCUGCUUUCUGCUUUGCACAUGUUUUUUCUCCAUUGGAGCACUGCAGCUACGCGGACAGACAUGCAGCCAAACCAGAUCCAAACGAGAAACCACCAGAACAGAGAGAGAAUCACGCAAACCUGGCAGCACUUUACUAAUGAGAAGUCCAGAUGUCACGAAAGCCCCUGUUAUGAAAUCAGAACAGCUCCUCAAGUUAGAUGGCCAUGACUUCACCAUGAGGCCUGGCUUUGGAGGGCCUGCGAUUCCUGUGGGUGUCGAUGUUCAGCUUGAGAGUCUGGACACCAUCUCUGAAGUAGAUAUGGACUUCACCAUGACCCUGUACCUGAGACAUUACUGGAAGGACGAGAGACUGUCCUUUCCCAGCAACACCAACCAGAGCAUGACCUUUGAUAGCCGGCUGGUGAAGAAAAUCUGGGUACCUGACAUAUUUUUUGUCCAUUCGAAACGCUCCUUCAUCCAUGACACCACCAUGGAGAACGUCAUGCUCCGAGUGCAUCCCGAUGGCAAAGUGCUCUACAGCUUGAGGGUUACAGUCACAGCGAUGUGUAAUAUGGAUCUCAGCCACUUUCCCCUGGACACCCAGACAUGCUCACUGGAGAUCGAGAGCUAUGCUUAUACUGACGAUGACCUCCAGCUGUACUGGAAGAGAGGAAACAAAUCUCUGCAGACGGAUGAGAAGAUCUCUCUGUCUCAGUUCCUCAUCCAGGAGUUUCACACCACCACAAAACUAGCCUUCUACAGCAGCACAGGUUGGUACAAUCGUCUUUACAUCAACUUCACUCUGCGUCGUCAUAUCUUCUUCUUCCUGCUUCAGACCUACUUUCCUGCCACUCUGAUGGUCAUGCUGUCAUGGGUGUCCUUCUGGAUCGACCGGCGAGCUGUUCCCGCACGGGUUCCUCUAGGCAUCACGACGGUGCUCACCAUGUCCACCAUCAUCACUGGAGUGAACGCCUCCAUGCCCAAAGUCUCCUACAUCAAAGCUGUGGACAUUUACCUGUGGGUCAGCUUCGUCUUCGUCUUCCUGUCUGUGAUCGAGUACGCCGCUGUCAAUUACCUGUCCACUCUGCAGGAGCGCAAAGAGAGGACGCAGAGCAACAGGCAGUCGCCGUGUAUGUGUGGAAUGACCCAUCCUGGUCAGAUGAUGAUGAGCAACAGCUACAGCGACAUGGACAUGAUGACCACAGGGAACUACGGCAUGUCGGAGCUGAACAGAGACAAACAGGAGCAGUUUCUGGUUCAUCUGGUCCUGGAGAAUGAACAAGGAGCUCAAAGACCUGCUGUAAGAUCAAGCAGCAGUGUAUUUAUAGACACCCAUGCCAUAGACAAAUACUCAAGGGUCAUCUUUCCUGGAGCCUACACACUCUUCAACAUCAUCUACUGGUCCAUCUACUCACAAUGACUGCUGCUCCUUUACAUUAUAUGACAUUUGUGUAAGUCUUGGAAAUACAGAUUACCUAUGAAAAUCUGUCUCUUUUUUAUGAUGUUUGCUUCUCAGCAAUAAAUGAAUACAUAUGACUGUAUGUCGGCAGUUGACAUGAUGCACUGGUUUGCUCUCCUAAAAGAAAAGGUUUAUUUUUUUUAAGUAUAUUUUAAUCUGUAGGCUGAAGAGCAAAGUACAUAGAAUUUUGUCAACAAAUAUCAAAGUGCUUAUUCAGAUUUGUUUAGCAGUUUCAAGUAAAAUCUGUAAAUUGGACUGAUGUGAUUGUCCACCGCAUGAACUUUGAAAUACAUAAAUGUAUGAUGAGCAACAUAAAUCAUAAUAUUAUUUAAAUUCAACUUUAAUGCUAUUAUUACAGUAUCAUUUAUGGUGGAUUCUUUCUUCCUUUCCUUUAAAUUAACGGACAUGCAUUUUUCGAUCCUGAUAAACUGUGGAUAAAAAGAAAGAAAAUAAAACAGUGAGUGGCUAUUUUAAUCUCUUGGGAGCCUUGAAAAUAUAUCAUUUUAGGGAAGGUGGAAAAAGAUAUUUCCAUUUGCCCCCUCAUACAAUGUAUUAAAUCAGUAAUAAUUUUUAUAUGGAAUAAAUUUUAAGUUUAUUUAUUCAUUCAUACAAUUUCAUACACUAACAUUAGAUCUUCAGCAUGUUUAGGCAAAAAAUACAGUAAGUUUUACCUAUUUGUGUUUAUUGGCAUGUGUCAUGAUCUCAUUGUGUAAAAAAAAAAUAGCUGAUUGUAAUAAACUAGUAAUAAACAAAUUUUUUUUUAUUACUCUGCAUGUUAUUUAAAUGUUACUGAGUGAAUAUUAUUUAAUGAACUACAUGGAAUAUUUGUAAUUUAAGAUCUCAGAACCACUGAAAUGAACUAGUAUGAAUGAUGUGCAUUACAAAUCAGUGAUUUAAUACAAUAUCGAUUUUCUUGAAUCCCGAGUAGUGUAAAUUACAGUGUUUUUGGAAAAUAAAGGUUUGCCUGACCACAUUGCUCACAUCAAA
Messenger RNA from Carassius gibelio (silver crucian carp), 2587 nucleotides. RefSeq names its product gamma-aminobutyric acid receptor subunit rho-1-like. Gene Ontology annotation, cellular component: membrane; GABA-A receptor complex; synapse. The record is from RefSeq and is a predicted model, not a curated record. The transcript has 10 exons. Gene Ontology annotation, biological process: signal transduction; nervous system process; chemical synaptic transmission. NCBI's taxonomy places the organism in Eukaryota, Metazoa, Chordata, Actinopteri, Cypriniformes, Cyprinidae. Gene Ontology annotation, molecular function: GABA-A receptor activity; neurotransmitter receptor activity; extracellular ligand-gated monoatomic ion channel activity. The coding region runs from base 149 to 1561 and encodes 470 amino acids.